AUGGCGGCCCACGAAGAUCUUGCUGACGAUGCUACAAGUAGUAGUAGACCUACUAAUAAGAAGAAGCGCAACCGGAGUAAGAAUCCUCUUUCGCAUGCUCGUGGAAAACAGCAGAGUCAUGAGAACAUUUGGUUUCGAAGAACGGGGAAAGGAUUCCAUUUGUUUGUGCUGUACUAUGCGGGACAACCGACGUGCACAGUGGCCGAUUUUUCCAAGUCUUGCUCCUCUGGUACUGCUAGUAGUAGUGAGAAUCCCCUGAAAGAUCCUGUGGCCAACAAAGGUCUCUCUCGGGCUUCCAAGCGACGCAAUAAGAAACGCAAGAAACAAGACGCUACUGGUAUUACAGAAGAAACAUCCGCCAAGCAGCAAACUGCUGCAAAAGAAUCAAAGAGUGACAACAAUAAGACCAACGACCAACUAGUUCUGAAUAAUCGUUCGCAUCCAUUGCUGGCGGCCAUGGACCAUCAUAUGGUGAAAGAUCCAACCGUUGGCUUGCUCGAGACCUUUUUGGGUCACAUGUCAACGCCACUCCCCGUCACAUUUCGUAUUCGUCGUCACUUGAGUGACCAGCAACAACAAGCCUUGCGAAACACAAUUCAACAACAAUUUUCCAACGGUGCAGUGACGCCACUAUUAUUAGUAUUGCAACACCAAAAUAAAAACAAGGAGGAAGAACCAUGGCUGACAUUCCAAACUCCACGUUGUGGCAAAGCAGAACUGGGCAAGCGUCAUCCAGAACUCAAACAGUUUCUGGUGGAUGGAUCACAGAAUGGAACCAUUGCGCGGCAAGAGCUGGGAUCCAUGUUACCCGUGUGGGCACUGGAACAUGCCGGUUGCUUUGCUUCGUUGUCGGGCAAGCGUCGUCGCAUUCUCGAUCUCUGCGCCAGUCCAGGAUCCAAGACACUGCAGGCAUACGAAUUGGCAUUAUUGCAGUAUUACAAAGAUGAAAGUAAGAAUAAGAUGCGCAUCUUGGCCAAUGAUGUCUCGGAAAGUCGAUUGGAAACCCUGCGAGAUGCCAUUCAACGAUCCGGGGUUGUACUAGACGACGACGAUGACAAAAGCAAUCAUAAUUUGAUUGGAUACGGGUGUCAAGAUGCCCGACACUUUGCUUCUGUCAACAACAAGAGCAAGCUAUGGGACGUGAUUAUCUGCGAUGUCCCCUGCUCGGGCGAUGGAACGAUUCGAAAGGAUCCGCACAUUGUGCAACUGUGGAAACCCUCCCAAGGACACGUCCUGCAUACGACCCAACUACAAAUCUUACAGCGGGCAUUGCAGUUGGUACGAGUGGGAGGGACGAUAUGUUACAGUACCUGCAGUUUGAAUCCAAUUGAAAAUGAAGCCGUCGUGGCGGCAGCUUUGGAGCAAUAUGCCAAGCAGCAGCAAGAGGACGACAACAAUAAAACACCGGCAGUGGAAAUCCUAUCGUUGUCGCUCCCGGGUUUGGUGUUGCAUCCGGGGAUCUCGACUUGGAGAGUGGCCGAAUACCGUGACGACAAAGUAGAAGAAUCGAACGAUGAUGAUGAUGAGGACGACGACGAAAUUCCCAAGCUUAUUUGGCAUGACACUUAUGAGGAGGCAUCGCGAGCCAAAAUGCCACAUGCGGUACCGUCCAUGUGGCCUCCUUCCGCCAAAAACUCGUUCCAUUUGGAGCGCUGCCAACGACUGUGGCCACAGGAUCAUGACUCGGGUGGUUUCUUCUUGGCAGUCAUUCGAAAGAAUCGUUGA
This is a messenger RNA of Seminavis robusta, 1725 nucleotides long. Lineage: Eukaryota; Bacillariophyta; Bacillariophyceae; Naviculales; Naviculaceae. The record is from the annotation of a GenBank genome assembly.